AUAUUGAGCAAUAACAGCCUGCCUGGUUUGGUCUGAGGAUCCUGAACUUCCUGGUUUGCACCUGUCUGAAAGCAAAGCAAGCAGCAGCAGAGAAAACGCUGAACAGUUUCAGAGUAAGGCCAUGGCCUAUCGAGACCUAGUGACCAACUGGCACAAAGGCAUCCUGGCUCUGGAGGAGGGCAACUGGGCCUCAGCCUUAAAGAUCUUCCAAAGCAUCGAAACGCCUUCCUCAAAGACAGAGUUCAACAUUGGCCGCAUCCAUCUCCUAAGAGGAGACCUGGCAGAAGCACUGGAGGCAUUUGACCAAGCAAUUUCCAAGGAUAACUGUUUAGCUGUGGGCUACUACCAGAGAGGCUAUGUCUGCCUGCGGCUGGAGAGGUAUGAAGAAGCCCUGGACAACUGCCGUCUGGCUCUGGCUCACCUCCGAAACAACUCCUUUAUUGAUUACAAGCAGCUAGGUUUGAAGUUUGUGUUGUAUGCCUGGGAGGUGCUAUACAAUACUGCUGCUGUCUACUGUCAGCUUGGGAAGUGGCAGGAUGCCGAACGCACCCUGGAAGAGGUCUGUGCGUGGAUUCCCAGGAAUCAGACCGUACACCUCAGUGCUGCUCUGGAGCAAGUGCAGGACCGUCUCUUCCUGCAGCCUAGGAGCCUCCCUGAGGGGGAAUUCUUCAGACCUCGGAAGGAGGAUGUGGAGGAACUAGAAGCAAAAGAUUUCCUGGGAAGACCCAAGGUCAUCUCUUCUGCUUUUGAGGAAGAUAAUGCCAGCUGCCUUCAGGGUCUGCAGCCCCAGGGCUGUUAUAAUCCCGAAAUGGAUCCUUCCCGAGAGCAAGAGGGCGGAUACCAUUACCUGGUGGCCCCGUAUUACCCAGAGAGGGGCGGACCCCUUAAAGCUGGCAGCGUUGUUUACAUCUUAUCAAUGGGUCCAGGCAGUCAUGCAUCAGGCAUAUUUGAGGGGCAGAAAGUUUGCAUCCCAGUCUCUUACCUGGAGCCCAUGCGGCAGGUUGGACAUAGCAAAGGGGAGAUCCAGGGUGGGAUCCCCCUUCCCCCUGAGAAAGUGCCCCCUAACCGGCCCGCUGAGGUGCAAAGGAUGCAGCCACCACCAGGACCGACAGAGAGAAAUGUGGACAUGAAUGACACUGACCCCAAAGAAGCACUGCAGGCAGAGCUUUCUUCUCCUGUGCAGACCCCAUCGGCUCAGGAGGAAGUCUCUCCCAUCAACGGCAGGCCCAUUCUGCUAACAGUUCACGGAUCUUACACUGCAAACAUACAGAUGAGUAGUGCCCCAUCCCUGGCUCACUUGCGUGCCUUGCUGCAAGAAGAGUGCCAAAAGCAAGCUGAGAAGAUGAUACUGAGGUACAGACCUACAGGCAGUGAUGAGUUAAUUCCAAUUAGCAAGGAUGAGGAACUGAGGAAAACAUGGCAAGAGGUACAAGGUAGCCAGCUGACCCUUUGGUGCCAGGGGAAAGACAACCGCACAGACAGACGUGUUCUCUAUCAAAUGGUGGCACAACAUCCUUACACUGCACAGGGGAUGGAGGACCUGAAUUUUAAGGAAGGUGACAUACUGGAGAUCCUAUCUGAAGUGAAUGAGGAAUGGCUAGAAGGGCGCUGCAGAGGAACAGUUGGGAUUUUCCCAAAAUGCUUUGCUGUGCGAGAGAUCCCUCCUGCUGCUGCUGCUGCUGCUGCUGAUCUCCCUCUGCCCCUUUUCCCAGGCACGGUUGCCUCCCCUUCGGGGGACUGAGGAAUCUUUCCAUGACCGUCAUUUUUACAAUAUUUAAGAGGAAAUAAAUAAAAAUGUGUAUUGUUACUAUA
Sphaerodactylus townsendi is the source of this 1812-nucleotide messenger RNA. It is a transcript of the gene NOXA1, whose product is annotated as NADPH oxidase activator 1. The record is from RefSeq and is a predicted model, not a curated record. Gene Ontology annotation, molecular function: protein binding; superoxide-generating NADPH oxidase activator activity. Lineage: Eukaryota; Metazoa; Chordata; Lepidosauria; Squamata; Sphaerodactylidae. The transcript has 15 exons. Gene Ontology annotation, biological process: superoxide anion generation. Bases 122 to 1741 code for a protein of 539 amino acids.